This is a messenger RNA of Didymodactylos carnosus, 2409 nucleotides long. The record is from the annotation of a GenBank genome assembly. NCBI's taxonomy places the organism in Eukaryota, Metazoa, Rotifera, Eurotatoria, Philodinida, Philodinidae.
AUGUUCAAACGUAUUUAUGCACCAAAAACAUAUCUCGGCGAUGAAAAGCGAUGUGUCGAACCGUUACCAAACAGUCUUUUUGGUUGGUUACCGGCUCUGUUACGAAUGCCACAGGAAGAUCUCAUUCGUACUUCUGGUUUUGACGCCUAUUUUUUCGCCCGUUACAUUUACGUGCAUGGCCUUUUCUUUCUGAGUUCUUUCGUACUAUUAGCCAUCAUUUUAUUUCCUAUUUACACUGUUGAUGGAAAAGGUGAAUCUUAUGGCAAGAAAGGUCUCGAUCUACUAACGUUUGGUAAUAUUUCGCCGCGUCAUUCUUCACGUUAUGUCGCUCCGUUAGUGCUGGCUUAUAUUUUCAUCGGAGCAUUCCUUUACCUCCUACACGCCGAGAUGAAAAAUUUUGUAGAAAAACGUCAAGCACUGCUAAGAAGUCCUGCCUAUCAAUCUCGCGCUAGUGCGACAACUAUUCUCGUGACUGGGAUACCGAAAGCUUAUAUGUCACAGGAUGUUCUCUUACGAAUCUUUAAUCAAUUUCCGGGGGAAGUACGACACAUCUGGCUCAAUCGAAAUCUUGAAGAUCUUCCUGACAAAGCGGACGAGCGCACGAAAUUCGUAGAAAAACUUGAGACAAUCGAAUGCAAAUUGAUCAAAGCUGCACUGAAAGAAGAGGCCAAACGCCAGAAAAAUGGUAAUACGAACGUGCGUUCAACAGAGAACGCUGAAGAUCUCGUCGACAGUUAUAUUCCGGAAAAGAAACGACCAACGAUGAAGAUUGGGCCUAUUCCAGUGCUUUCUUCUUUGUGUUUCGGCAAAAAGGUCGACACGAUUACCUACUGCAAAGAGACCAUCUCUCAACUCAACACUGACAUUGAAAGGGCGAAGUUGACUCCACAAAAUUAUGCCGUUCUAAAUUCGGCAUUUAUUCAAUUCAAUCAACAAAUAGCUGCUCACAUGGCAGUUCAAAGUGUUGCUGCCUCUGUACCUUUAGCAAUGACACCUCGUCACAUCGACGUGAAACCGGAAAAUAUCGUUUGGUCGAAUUUGAAGCUGACCUACUAUGAGAGGAAACUACGACAACUCGCCAUUUUUGCUGCAACGACUGCUCUCAUUGUUUUUUGGGCCAUCCCCGUUGCCUUCGUCGGAUUGCUGUCGAACUUGACGUACCUUACAGACAAGUUGACCUUUCUCCGAUUCAUUUACGAUUUGCCGACUACUAUUCUGGGCUUAAUUACCGGUCUCCUACCAACAGUUCUCUUGGCUGUUCUCAUGGCAUUGCUUCCUGUCGUGCUCACACUAUUUGCGAAAAUAUCUGGCAUUCCUACAACCGAUGCAAUCGAUCGUUAUGUGCAAGGAUCUUACUUUGUUUUUCAAGUCAUUCAUGCCUUUCUGGUCGUUACGAUUUCUAGUAGUGUUGCGAGUGUUGUUGUAGCUAUUAUCCAAAAUCCACCUAGCGCAGCAACAAUACUCGCGGCAAAUAUUCCUACCGCUAGCAACUUCUUUCUCAGUUUUCUAGCCUUGCAGGGUUUGAGCGUGGCUUCUGGGCUCUUGCUGCAAAUUGUUUCACUCAUAUUAUUUUAUCUUUUGGGAAAAGUAUUCGAUAACACGCCGCGAAAAAGAUGGAAACGUUACUUCACUCUUAGUAGUCUCAAUUGGGGUGAGGUUUUUCCUAUUUUCACUAACUUCGUUGUCAUCACUCUAGUGUAUUCUAUUAUUGCCCCUUUAAUGCUCCUCAUUUCUGGAUUAGCAUUCGGCUUGUUCUACGUUGCUUACCUUUACACGAUGUUUUACGUCUCAGAUUUUCCGAACGAUACUGGUGGUCUUGCGUUUUCAAGAGCAAUUUAUCAGUCGUUUACGGGCAUCUAUCUGAUGGAAAUUCUACUCGCGGGACUUUUCUUCCUCUCUCAGAAUGAAUCUGGAUCGCAGUCGGCUAUUCCUGAAGGUGUUUUAAUGUGUGUAUUAAUCGCUGUUACGAUCGGCGUUCAAUUCACGAUGACUUCAAGCUUUGAUCCUCUCACAUACUAUUUGCCUGUUGAUGCAGAAGAGUUCUCACGAAUGGAAAUGUCCAGCCUUAGUCAAACUGCCGUGCCAAAAACAGUAAUUAACGUUUUGAAUUCUUCAAGAGCGACGGAUAGUACUGAUGCUGUUAGCAAUAUCAAUGCCGCCGUCAAUGAACGAUACGACAAUACCAUGGAGAACGCGUAUCUUCAUCCGGUCAUGCGGGAUCCAAAACCAAUCAUCUGGAUUGCACAAGACAAUUUGGGUAUUGCGGUAAACGAAGUACGGCGUACUCGCGCUUCUGGAUUAGAUAUUUUGAUGUCGACCGAAGGAGCACGAUUCAAUGAAAAGAAGAACAUUGAAGUCGAUGGUCCACCUCCUGAUUAUGUGGAAAAGAUGACCAAAAUGUCGUUCUAG